Messenger RNA from Protopterus annectens (West African lungfish), 1202 nucleotides. RefSeq names its product NADH:ubiquinone oxidoreductase subunit A9 (gene NDUFA9). Lineage: Eukaryota; Metazoa; Chordata; Ceratodontiformes; Protopteridae. The record is from RefSeq and is a predicted model, not a curated record. Gene Ontology annotation, cellular component: mitochondrion. Gene Ontology annotation, molecular function: protein-containing complex binding.
CAAAGCAUUGUGGGACAGUGACGCAUUGUAAGUGGGGAUAGGAAGUAAGAUGGCGUUAGUAGUACGCUGUUGCAGGCCAGUUAGUACCCUGCAGUUGUCAGGCACCAGCUUUCGAGUAGUUCCUGCAGCAGCAUCUGUUUUAAUUCACAGGCAAAACAUUCAUAAUGCUGUCCUUCCCCAUGGCAAGGGAGGUCGAUCUUCAGUCAGUGGGGUGGUCGCAACUGUGUUUGGGGCCACUGGGUUUCUUGGACGAUAUGUUGUUAACAGACUUGGCCGCAUGGGUUCUCAGGUGAUCAUUCCACAUCGUUGUGAUCAGUAUGAUGUCAUGUACCUCAGACCAAUGGGUGAUCUCGGACAACUGAUCUUUCUGGACUGGGAUGCUCGUGAUAAAGAAUCCAUCCAGCGAGCACUAGCCCAUUCUAAUGUCGUCAUCAAUCUUGUGGGAAGAGAAUGGGAAACAAGUAAUUAUCGCUUUGAAGAUGUUUUUGUGAAUAUCCCCAGAGAAAUUGCCCGAGCAGCAAGUGAAGCAGGAGUUGAGAAGUUGAUACAUAUCUCCCAUUUAAAUGCUGACAUCAAGAGCGUGUGCAAGAGUCUUAGAUCAAAGAUCAGCGCUGGUUUGCUGGAGGUGUUCCACUUAUUGCUUUUGGCAAGAAGACUGUGAAGCAGCCUGUUUAUGUGGUGGAUGUAGCCAAAGCUGUAGUGAAUGCUAUUAAAGAUCCAGAGUCUGCUGGGAAGACGUAUGCAUUGGCUGGACCCAACCGAUACCUCCUGUAUGAUUUGGUAGAAUACAUAUAUGCUGUUACACACCGAAAUUAUUUCCCAUACCCAUUGCCGCGUCCUUUAUAUCAUUUAGCUGCAAGAUUUUUUGAAUUAAAUCCUUUCCAUCCAUGGACAACUCGAGACAAAGUAGACUGUCUUCACUUGACUGACAAGAAGUUACCUGAAUUGCCUGCACUGGAAGACCUAGGGAUAGUGCCAACAUCUCUUGAGCAGAAAGCAAUUGAAGUUUUGCGUAGGCAUCGCAGGUUUCGCUGGCUGGAUGCAGAUCUGGAAGAUGCUAAACCAGCAAAGACUGUCAACUUUUAGUGAUGCAUGUGUUGUAAUUUAAACAUAAGAUGUGUUUUUUCACCAAACACAUCUUUCAGCUUGAUAUUUUGUUCACUGUAAAUACCUAAAGAAUUAUAAAGUAUACUUGUUCAGAA